AUGGAUGGUGAUAAUGGUCUUAACAUCCGUAAUUGGGGUUACUAUGAACCCGCCACGUCGUUUAAGAGCCACCUGGGGCUGCAGCUGAUGUCAUCCAUGCCAGAAAAGCCUUUAAUAGGAGGGCGUAAUGCUUCGGUUUUAUCUGGAAGUAAUGGGGCAUUUCACCAUAGGGACAUUGGUAUGCCCCAAGCUUCAUACCCUAUGGAGUACAUGAGGGAUGCUUGGAUUAGUAGUCAGAGAGAUAAGUAUAUGAAUAUGAUACCUACAAAUCAUAACUAUGGUGGUCUUCCAGAGACUUCUUCAGCACAUCAAAUUCAAAUGAUUCCACCACCGGAAUUGCCAAAGGAAGAAAGGCCAGUGGAAGAGGAACCUGUUGUUGAGAAGGCAACUGGUGGCGCUCGUAAGAAAAGACAGGGUCCCAAAGUACCCAAAUCUCCCAAGGCUAAGAAGUCCAAGAGGGGGCCUCGUGUGCCAAAGAAUGAGAAUGCUCCCACAGUUCAACGCACCAGGGUUCCAAAGAAAACUACUGAAAUUGUAAUAAAUGGAAUUGACAUGGACAUUUCUAGUAUUCCAAUUCCUGUUUGUUCAUGCACUGGAGCAUCUCAACAGUGUUACAGAUGGGGCUCUGGUGGUUGGCAGUCUGCAUGUUGCACAACAGGAAUGUCAGUGUAUCCUUUGCCUAUGAGUACCAAGCGGCGUGGUGCUAGGAUAGCUGGAAGGAAAAUGAGUAUAGGAGCAUUUAAAAAAGUUUUAGAGAAACUUGCAGCCGAGGGUUAUAACUUUUCUAAUCCAAUUGAUUUGAGGACUUAUUGGGCAAAACAUGGCACCAACAAGUUUGUCACUAUUAGGUAG
Sphenostylis stenocarpa is the source of this 852-nucleotide messenger RNA. The record is from the annotation of a GenBank genome assembly. Lineage: Eukaryota; Viridiplantae; Streptophyta; Magnoliopsida; Fabales; Fabaceae.